AUGGCCAUCUCUAGGGUUUUGUUGUUGUUUGCUCUCUGUGUGCUUCCGGGGCUUGUCAGCGCACGCACAUUGGGCAACCCCUUCCACAUCCAGGGCCGCGUCUACUGCGACACUUGCCGUUGUGGUUUUGAGACCACUGCCACCACUUACAUUCCCGGUGCAACUGUGAGAAUUGAGUGUAAAUACAGGAACACCUUGCAGCUUGCUUACAGUGUUGAGGGAGAGACCGACGCAACUGGAACAUACAACAUUUUGGUUGAAGAUGACCAUGAGGACCAAAUCUGUGAGUCUGUUCUUGUUAGCAGCCCAGUAAAUGACUGUAAAUCAGCAGACCCGGGACGUAAACGUGCGAACGUGGUGGUCACCCGUUACAACGGCGUCGUUAAGGACAAGCAUUACGCAAAUAACAUGGGAUUCUUCAAGGAUCAGCCGUUGGCUGGGUGUGAAGAACUGCUAAAGCAAUACUUGAACUAUGAUCAGCCAGAAUAG
Molecule: messenger RNA, 489 nt
Organism: Prunus dulcis (almond)
Lineage: Eukaryota; Viridiplantae; Streptophyta; Magnoliopsida; Rosales; Rosaceae
Product: protein DOWNSTREAM OF FLC-like
Exons: 2
Coding region: 1-489 (162 amino acids)
Source: RefSeq, a predicted model, not a curated record